UCGUCAGCUCGCCUCCCUACGUUACAUAUAAACCCGAGAAACCCUAACAAAGCUUCGUGCGGCCGAGCGAGCGAUAAGACAGACAGAUAGGCUUAGCUUCAUUUCGUCGGCGACGCUGUAAUUUCCCCCCACUUCAUAACUUUCUUUCACAUCAUUUCGUUUUUAUUGAAUCUUCAUCUUUCUCCAACUCUCUAUUUGGUUGCUGAGAAUACUGCAUUUUGGUUAAGAAAAUCCAAACUGGUUUUCUGCAAAUUCCAAGGUAAGAAAUGGUUAAGCACAACAAUGUUAUCCCUAAUGGGCACUUUAAGAAACAAUGGCAGAAUUCUGUAAAGACCUGGUUUAAUCAACCAGCUCGGAAAAACAGAAGAAGAAUUGCUCGCCAGAAGAAGGCUGUCAAAAUUUUCCCCCGUCCAACUUCUGGACCUCUUCGCCCUAUUGUACAUGGGCAGACAUUAAAGUAUAACAUGAAAGUAAGGGCUGGGAAGGGCUUUUCUCUUGAAGAACUGAAGGCUGCUAACAUUCCCAAGAAACUUGCCCCAACUAUUGGGAUAGCAAUUGAUCAUCGCCGGAGGAAUCGUUCCCUGGAGAGUCUUCAGGCGAAUGUACAGAGGCUGAAGACAUACAAGGCAAAGUUGGUUGUCUUCCCAAGGCGUGCUCGCAGCAAAUCUAAGGCUGGUGAUUCUGCACCAGAGGAGCUUGCAACUGCAACACAGGUCCAAGGCCCAUACUUGCCGAUAGUACGGGAGAGGCCAUCUGUUGAGCUGGUGAAGAUUACUGAAGAGAUGAAAUCAUUCAAGGCAUAUGACAAGCUUCGCAUUGAACGGACCAACACACGACAUGUUGGUGUUAGGAUGAAGAGAGCUGCAGAGGCUGAAAAGGAAGAGAAGAAAUAGUUUUGGUUUAAUGCCCCAUCAAGAAGCAGCCUUUGGAACUUCUAAUGUUGAAAGGCGUUUUGCAUUUUUGGUUUUACACAUUUAUCUGGACUCUUGAGACUUUUUAUUUUAGGUUGUUUAAGGUCCGUGGAAUUCAUGAAUUUUCAGGGCUUGGUUAUGUUGACCUCUAUUUGGUAAUGGUUCUGCUUCCCUUCUUGG
Molecule: messenger RNA, 1091 nt
Organism: Juglans microcarpa x Juglans regia
Lineage: Eukaryota; Viridiplantae; Streptophyta; Magnoliopsida; Fagales; Juglandaceae
Product: 60S ribosomal protein L13-1-like
Exons: 5
Coding region: 267-893 (208 amino acids)
Biological process (GO): translation
Cellular component (GO): cytosolic large ribosomal subunit; ribosome
Molecular function (GO): RNA binding; structural constituent of ribosome
Source: RefSeq, a predicted model, not a curated record